CUUAACGUUAGUGUUCGUCCAGGAAGUUGACAGGCAUAUAACCAGGUUGGUUAGUUAUUUUGCUCCACUGUCUCCGUAAAUAUCGCCUUUUAAACGUAAUGGCAGUUUAAUGUAUACAGCUUCGUGAGCCAUAAACUUUGAACUUAUUGAAUCAAGCGCCUUCUAACGAAGUCCCGUUCAGCGCGACGCUAGCUUUCACCAGUUUCAUUAUCCCGUGCAAGUGGAACUCAAGCUACGCUCUGUUAUAAAGUAUAAAGGGGGCUGGGUGACGUCGCCAUGGCCGCCGGCUCUGUGCUGAAACAGUCACUUUACUGGGAUGAAACAGAGUGCCUCGGUUUUUAUGGGAUGCUGUCCCUCCAUGAGGUCUUUGAAGUCGUCGGCUCUCAGCUGACGGACACUGACGUCGACGUGCUCUCCUUCCUCGUGAGUGAAACCUGCGCCUCUGUUCACCCCUUGGACCCAGCCAGCUGGACGGUGCAACCCAACGAGGAAGACCCGCCCGACACUGGUGAGGCCCCGAGUCCUAAGCUACUGGCGGCAUGGAGGCGCUUGCAGUCACAAGGCUCCCCACAGCCCACGGUUGCCUGGUGCAAGCCCAGGAAUGGCCUGGAGUUGCUGCUGGAACUGGAGAGACGAGGGUACAUCAGUGAAGGCAACCUGGAUCCGCUUCUGAAGCUCCUCAGAGUCCUCACCCGACACGACCUUCUGCCUCUUGUGUCCCACAAGAAGAGGAGAACGGUGUCUCCAGAAAGGACUGGCAAGAAAUACGGGGUAGAACACAGCCAGUUGUCAUACACAUCUGGCCUGAGGACCUCCUAUACACAAGCAGAAAUGCCUCUUCCUUCCCUCACGUACCGUGUGAGAACAGGGUCUGAUCCAAUUGUGCGUGGACCGUCCAUGAGGAAGCGAAGAAGGAAGAGGGGGAAUGGCUGGAGUCGCAAGCCUAAGAAGGCCAAAAGGCUGCCACUAGCACUGCCACAGAAAGCAUCCUGCACCAAAGUCGUCAAGCAGCCGGUUUCCACUUCCCAGUUCUGGAAUAGUGACACGGGGGGACGCUCUCUCAGCGGUGCUCGUGCUCAGUACAAUGUCCGCCUGAGGGUCCGGGCCGAAUACCUGGAGCACGAGUCUGCGCUGCGUAACGGCGUGUCAUCAGACAAACGGCAGCCUCUGGAGCGCCAGUUUGAGCUCUUCAGCCAGGCCGACUCGCUGCUGCACGCCCGAGACCUGGGCGCCAUCAUGUGCGACAUCAAGUUCACCGAGCUGGCUAACUUGGAAGCCUUCUGGGUAGACUACCUGAGCGGGGCGCUGCUGGAGGCCCUCAAGGGGGUCUUCAUCACCGAAUCUCUGAGGGUGGCGGCCGGCUCCGAGGGCGUCCGGCUACUCAUCAGUGUGGACCAGGACGACUACGAGGAAGGCCGGCGGGUCUUGAGGGCCGGAAGAAUGCUGUUGUCAUCUACUGGUGGGCACAAAAACAAUCAUUGAGGGAUGUAGGUGGACUUAAUGCUAUGAGAUUGCACUUGGCAGGUUUUUUUCUUUCAUUUAAUACCUCAAGUGGCCACAGAAUGGCAGCAAGCACCACUCGUUUAUGGCAAGCCUUGAACCUUGGAUUUUUAGUUGAGACAAUGAAUACUUUUGAGUUAUGUUUGAAUUCACGUCAAGGUGCUACUUUAUGGGACAGCAGAAUGAAAGAGGACAUGUUGGGACGAGGCAGAGCAGGACCAACAGAGAACACGGUGGUAAGCCCCACAUAAUAUAUGUCAUAAUUGAAACAAAUUCAGUUAGUGUUUCACAUGUGCUACUUGAAAUUCUCAAAUGAUUCAUUCAAAAUGUUUGUCAAGAGGGUGUAAGUCCUAACAAAUUCAUAAGCAAGACAUUUUUGUUAUUCACGUUUGUGACAAAGAAAAAUAUUGAUUGCCCUGUCUCUGGAGAAUUUCGCUCUGCUUCGGCGCUCUGUUUCCUUGCAUCGCAGUCUCAUUUCAUUUCUCAAUUUGUCUUUUUAAUUGUAAUACUUUUGAAGUGGAAAACUGAUGCUAGUACAAGAAAUCUUUGGGACCCAACUCUGGAGAACUUUGCCCUUAGCUCAGGUUGCCUACAUCACAGUCUCUAUUAUGCUAUAGCACUCAGUUUUCGUACGGUCUACAGUCACCUUUCGGAUAAAAUUUGUCGAAUUAGAAGCAGAAAAACCAAGGCCACUAUAAUGGGGAAAAAGUUAUUUUUGCAUCUUAACUGUUGGACUUUAUUUAUCUCUGGACAUUGCGGUGUCAUACUCCAGUCUCCACUUUGCUUUCUUGUUACCCAAAGUCUCCUUACGGCUGAGGUUUGUCUGCCUACUGUGGAAAAUCGAGAUAAAUAUAAGGAAUUUUUUUUUCUUUGCUUUUUGACACUUGAGAAGCUCGUCCUUAGCUCUGCUCAGCGUAACUAUCCAUAGUCUCUAAUUUGCUGUAGCGCUCUGUUUGCAUGCUGUCCUCAGUUUCCUUGCAGGUGAAACUUUGUCAACGUGUACUAUAAUAUGUUCGAAGUGGAAAACCGAGGCAAGUAGAGAAGGCAAAAAGUGAUCUUUGCGUCUUUGGUGAACCUCUCCCACACAAAGUGCCCUCUUAAGAUAAGCAGACGAAUCCCGGAUUGUCCCAAGAAGAUAACCUUGCAGUUUGUGAUUGCUCUGGUCAGUGGUCAGCAGUAGAUGACAUCAGUGAUUAGCUUCCAGCUUCAGCAGACUGUGGACAAGUCAUCACAGCAGCCGGGAUGAUAAUUCAAGAUGCGUGGAUGUGUGUGGGGCUUCUAGUGCUUCCCUCAGCAAGUAAAACAGGUACAGGACAUAACAGUGUCGGUCAAUACAAGGGAUGUUCGGGAGAUCAAAAUCCAAAGCGCGCACAUCCGGGCUGCAAUCAUCCCCAAUUGAGUGUCUUUGACGGAGUGCUGUCUGGUCACCCUGCUGGAACUAAUGCCAGGACUUCACUCGAAAAAGACGAUCAAUAAGCCCCCAUGCUCUUAUAUAAAAAACCACUACAAAAAGUACACUGGGCUGGUCUGAAGGGCUGUACUCUGCAGGCCCCGAAAAAAAGAGCUUUUGGUUUGUUUCUUUAGUAAAUGAUAAAAAAAAACUUUGAACUUUGUGUUUAAAAAAAAAAAAAAAAAAAAAGUAAUGUCAUCAUUUUGUGGUUAACUAUAUUAGGAAACCAAUAUAUUAUGGGUGAAUACUAAAGAAAAUAAAAUAAAGGUGUGAUUGCCCUAAA
This is a messenger RNA of Phycodurus eques (leafy seadragon), 3233 nucleotides long. It is a transcript of the gene dedd2, whose product is annotated as death effector domain-containing 1. NCBI's taxonomy places the organism in Eukaryota, Metazoa, Chordata, Actinopteri, Syngnathiformes, Syngnathidae. Gene Ontology annotation, biological process: regulation of apoptotic process; apoptotic process; extrinsic apoptotic signaling pathway via death domain receptors. The transcript has 6 exons. The record is from RefSeq and is a predicted model, not a curated record. Gene Ontology annotation, cellular component: nucleolus. The coding region runs from base 277 to 1482 and encodes 401 amino acids. Gene Ontology annotation, molecular function: protein binding; DNA binding.